Molecule: messenger RNA, 1133 nt
Organism: Jatropha curcas
Lineage: Eukaryota; Viridiplantae; Streptophyta; Magnoliopsida; Malpighiales; Euphorbiaceae
Product: proteasome subunit alpha type-6
Biological process (GO): ubiquitin-dependent protein catabolic process
Cellular component (GO): proteasome core complex; proteasome core complex, alpha-subunit complex
Source: RefSeq, a predicted model, not a curated record
UUGUUCAGGGAGUCAGUUUUGUCCUGAAAAUCAAUUCGAGUUGCAGUUGAAGCAAUUCCUUAUUCGCAGUCAUCAUAAUAAUAAUCUAGGUAGCAAAGAGAACAAACAAACAAAGAAUGAGUAGAGGAAGUGGAGGUGGUUACGAUCGUCAUAUCACAAUCUUCUCCCCCGAAGGUCGCCUCUUCCAAGUCGAAUAUGCGUUUAAGGCGGUAAAGGCAGCUGCCAUUACUUCGAUCGGAGUUCGUGGAAAGGACUCUGUCUGUGUUGUCACACAGAAGAAGGUUCCGGACAAGCUUUUGGAUCAGACUAGUGUCACUAACCUUUUUCCUAUUACCAAGUACCUUGGAUUGUUGGCUACUGGGAUGACAGCUGAUGCAAGAACUUUGGUCCAGCAAGCACGGAAUGAGGCAGCUGAGUUUCGUUUCAGAUAUGGAUAUGAAAUGCCUGUAGAUGUAUUGGCCAAAUGGAUUGCAGACAAAUCGCAGGUUUACACUCAGCAUGCUUACAUGAGACCCCUUGGAGUAGUUGCUAUGGUCUUAGGUAUUGAUGAAGAGAAUGGGCCUCAACUCUACAAGUGUGAUCCAGCUGGCCACUUCUUUGGUCACAAGGCCACAAGUGCUGGAUUGAAAGAACAAGAGGCUAUCAAUUUCUUGGAAAAGAAAAUGAAAAAUGACCCUGCUUUCUCCUAUGAGGAAACUGUGCAGACUGCCAUUUCUGCUCUGCAAUCUAUUCUGCAAGAGGACUUCAAGGCUACUGAGAUUGAGGUGGGUGUCGUGAGAGCAGACAGUCGAGUUUUCAGAGUGUUGCCAACUGAGGAGAUCGAUGAACAUCUGACUGCCAUUAGCGAGCGCGACUGAUCUUCUGGAGUGAACAACGCUACUUUCAGAGCAGAGCCAAUUCUCCUGGCAAUUGAAGUCAUUAGGAUAUGCAACAGGAGGAUAGGAGAGGGAGAGACUACUGUUAUUAUUUUGGAUUAUAUCCUCCUAUGCUGUUUUAGAUUUGUUAAAUUACCGUAACAGGCUGUGAUAAUAGAAUUCCUGCAUUUGCACUUUUAUUUUCAGUGUUCUUUGUUCAGAAAUUACAGUGAACUGAUCUGAAUUGUUUCAAUUAGGGAAAAACCUUUAUUGCUAACA